Patiria miniata (bat star) is the source of this 755-nucleotide messenger RNA. Its product is annotated as dnaJ homolog subfamily C member 24-like. Gene Ontology annotation, biological process: positive regulation of ATP-dependent activity. The transcript has 5 exons. The record is from RefSeq and is a predicted model, not a curated record. NCBI's taxonomy places the organism in Eukaryota, Metazoa, Echinodermata, Asteroidea, Valvatida, Asterinidae. The coding region runs from base 270 to 755 and encodes 161 amino acids. Gene Ontology annotation, molecular function: ferrous iron binding; ATPase activator activity.
CCUGGAACAAACAUAAAACAAUGAUUGGGCGGUUUAGCCGAGUACCAGCUACAAACAAGACACGACAUGCAUCAACGUUGACCUUGAACGAUUAAAUCUGAAUAAACGAAAAAUUGAGAUUCCUGCCAACAAAAUCACAGCAAGCUAAGACGCAAACUUAUCCAAAAUAAAUAGAAGAUAAAUGCAUCGAGGCCUACAUACUCCACUCGCAUAAUAAUGAACUACGUCUAAAUGCAGUGGAGAAAGCAUAGUAUCUAAGAUUCAUCAGCAUGGCUUCUGGGUGCCUUUAUGCCAUUCUUGGAACGGCACCAGAAGCCUCUCACCAAGAGCUGAAGUCUUGCUACCAAAAAGCGAUACUGCAGUGCCAUCCUGACAAGCUGCCACAGACCUGCAGCGAAGCAGAGCAGGCAGCAGCUAUGCAGCGAUUCCACCUGGUAGAUACGGCAUGGAGAACACUCAGUGAUGAUGCCAGCAGGAGGGAAUAUGAUGCAAGACAGAAAGAGAAUAUGAGGAAGCCACUACCAUUGAAUGAGAAGGUGCAUCUAGAUGACAUGGACUGGCAAGAAGAUGAGGAGAUGUACACCUACAGCUGUCGAUGCGGUGGUGAAUAUGUCAUGACAGAUAGUGACAUUGAGCAGAACAUAUUGAUCAUAAGUUGCAAUACUUGCACACUGAGCAUUGAGUUGGUGAUGGAGGACACUCUGAAAUCAGGAAGAACUUUUUUGCAAACGGAUGAUGUACACAUAACACCCUAG